AUGAAAACAAGACAUAACUGUGAAGAGUUCAGAAUGUACAAAAAUUUGUUGCUGGUUAUAACGGCGUUUUCAGUUGGAAGCGCGGUUUUCUGGCAGCAAAAAGGUAAUUUCACAUUCCAGCUCUGCCGUGAAGAUGUAAAAUGUUUAGGUAUAGAUAAAACCACAAAAUCAGUAGUAAUUGCUGAUGCUAACAAAGAGAACAAUGUACACUAUUUGUGGAAACUAAACGAGCAGGGUUUAUUGGUUUCCACAUUAGCUAACAACAGUUUAGGCUUGGAUAUUAGUUUACCAGCUUCUUGCAUUGGAUCGAAACUUUUUUAUUAUGACACGAUCCCAGUUUACAACCUUCAAGCGAAACAGUAUGACGUUAGGACAAAAACUCAAAAAUGGAUUUUAGUUGUCAAUAAAACGACAUCAGAUUACAAUCUUACGAGAAUUAUCAAUGAAGAAAUCAAUUCAACAAUUUUUAUCGGCAACGAAGAACCUUCCAAAGCAAUGGUCAUCACCGAAAUUGUCAAAACAGAAACAAACAUUAGCCUGAAUUUUUACGAUAACACGCAGAUAUGUGGUGAGGCAGUAGCCUUUUUUGAACGCAAACGUCUUGGGUAUUUCCUAAACAAAACGUACACAUUCUGUCGUAACAUAUCUAGUAUACCACACACAAUGUGUUUAACAAGCGGAACGAAAAUUGAAUUCAAACCAGAAAACGGAAAUUUGAGCCAGCAGUGGGUUUACAACGAGUAUGGAUAUUUGGUCUCCAGUUUAAAUGGAUUUGGGAUAGAUAUUGAUUGGGAGUACUCGUACAAAUGCGGAAAAAAUGAUGAUAGUCUUAUGGAUCAAGACAAAAAGGAAGAAAAGGCAGUUGUAGGACUUGUUUCAACUCCGUUUGUAGAUGGCAAGGGAACGAUGAGGUGGAGAGUAGACAGUACAGAGAGCACAAUCACAAACUAUCCAGGUUAUCUGAUAGUACAUCACCUCUUCCAGAAACGUUGUGGAACUGAUUCUUACAAGUUGGACAGCAGCAGCAGAAACGCUUUUCAAACUGUCGCUAUAUACGAGUGGAAUCGAAAUUCUCUCUACUUGGAUGACUGUCCGCGGAGCUUUGAUUGCCAAUUGAGUAUAACAAGCUUCAGAGAUAAUCGUUUUGAAAAUAAUGCUGGCUUUAGGAUUUGUGAAAAGAAGACACCAAUGUGUCUGAAAUCAAUUUUUAUGUCAGAACUACAGCUAACAACCAGAGACACAAACCCCAGAAUAACAAGUGACCAGUUGUGGGAAUACAAUGACUACGGUUUCAUAAAUAAAUACCAGUCCACUGACGGUAUUGGGUUGAGUAGAGAUUUGGUGUGCGUUACAUAUACUAAAAAUCAAGUUACCGUAGCGAAUGUACCUGCCUAUAAAGUAGUUUUGAAAGUUUUUGAAUUGGAAAAAAAGUCCAUGAGAUGGAAAUUAGAAAACUUUAACGAUGGCAAACUUGUGAAUGUGGAAGUGAACUUGACAAUUCUUCUGAGAGUUCAUCCAUCCACCCCUGUACUAGCCAUACACGGCAUGUUGUCAGAUGGACUAAAUGUUACCAGCAUUGAUCAUAACUUAGAAACUAGCUCGUGCUUUGAAAACGUUGUUGCCUACGAGAAUACAUAUUUAAGUAAUGAGAAAAUCAUGUUUAUGUGGUGCUCCCAGCCUCUGGUUAACAGAACAUACGGCUCUCUAAACUGUUUAACCUGCAAAGAAAACGAACUGGCUUUUGAGAAUAAAACUGAGCUGCCUAAUCAAUUUUGGUUCCGAAACCAGCAUGGCUAUUUGGUCUCACGGGACAAUGAGAAUGGUAUAGACCUCGUCAAUCACACAAUGCCUAUAUGCGGAAGAAUUAGGAAAGACAACACUUCCAACUUUAUUAACGUUGUCGGUUUCCAGCUGAUUCCCGCUAGGUUUGAUAUAAAUAAGAAAACCAUGUUGUGGAGUGAUUUGGGAUCUUCGGUUCGCAUAGUGAACAGGAAGUUGAACUUACAAUUGCACAUAGCAAAGUUUGAAAAUUGCACUCCAAGAAUUAAUAGUUCAGCCUCCUUUAUUGGAAUAUUUGGUGUGGAUAAAAGAUUUUUGAAUGAUGCUUUCAGCUGUACCGAUAUUGAACUGUGCAAAAACGAUUUAGAGAGUUUCAAUAGUCGUUUAAAUAAUUGA
Molecule: messenger RNA, 2175 nt
Organism: Helobdella robusta
Lineage: Eukaryota; Metazoa; Annelida; Clitellata; Rhynchobdellida; Glossiphoniidae
Exons: 9
Coding region: 1-2175 (724 amino acids)
Source: RefSeq, a predicted model, not a curated record